This is a messenger RNA of Cylindrotheca closterium, 909 nucleotides long. NCBI's taxonomy places the organism in Eukaryota, Bacillariophyta, Bacillariophyceae, Bacillariales, Bacillariaceae. The record is from the annotation of a GenBank genome assembly.
AUGGUUCCCUUCGGCACUCUCCUAGCAAAUGAUCAUGGAGCGGGAUUAAGCCUACAAUUUGGUGAGCCACAGUAUCAUUCAUGGGAGGAUAGCCCUUGUAGCCCAGCGAAAUCUCGACUGGAUUCUCGGGAUUUCAUCACGAUACCCUUGGAAAACAUCAUGAUCCGCGAUCCAUACGAUCAAGAUGAACAUGAAUUUGACUGUGGGUUACCAUCAAUAACACGUGAUUCCAACUACUCUCUAGAAAUUGAUGACUGUGAGCGAGGUUGUUCUUCCCUUCCGAUGUCUCUUCCGCUGCGCAAUCUAACAGCCGACGAAUCAUCCAACGGAAAACAGUCUCUUCCAAUCACAGAAUCAUCACGUGUUGCAUUCUCCAAACAAGUGGAAUGCUUUCAAAUAGAUACACUCGACUCCUAUUCUCAAGAAGAAUACGACGCGAUGUGGUAUACUCCAGAAGAGACCCAAUCCAUUCGAAGGGAAUCCGUCAAAACUCUCAAAGUUAUGCUCGGGGAAGCUCCAUUGGAACAAGAUGAUGUAGUUUGUUUCCGAGGUCUCGAAUACAAGGCCGGGCACCCUUUCCAGGCGCGUCAAUCACGAAAAGCGUUAACUCGAAACAGUGUGCUCGAUGAACAAGCAUUGAACAAAGACUUGAAAGUAUACAACCCUGAAGCCAUUGCGGAGGUCUCCCGACAACGCAGCGCACCAAGCGUUGCGGCAGCCAUUGAAGCUGCCCAUAGGGACCAUACACAAGAUUGCGACCAAUGGAUGUAUUACUUUGACGAAGACGAAUGGACCUUUUCCAACGAAAUCGCCAAGGUGAGCUGGCUACAUGCCGCAUUACCCAUUGCUCCCAAGCUCAGUUACUUCAAAAUGCUCCGAAGCAACCACCGAACACCCAUCACAGUAUAA